Messenger RNA from Drosophila albomicans, 2510 nucleotides. RefSeq names its product (Lyso)-N-acylphosphatidylethanolamine lipase (gene puml). The transcript is spliced from 2 exons. Lineage: Eukaryota; Metazoa; Arthropoda; Insecta; Diptera; Drosophilidae. The record is from RefSeq and is a predicted model, not a curated record. Gene Ontology annotation, cellular component: lipid droplet. The coding region runs from base 294 to 1646 and encodes 450 amino acids.
UAAUGACAACAAUACACUAUUUCACCAUUAGAAACGAUAACACACAAUAGACAGAAGGCACUCAAACUAUUGCUGCUGCUUCGGUUGUCCAGUCUUUUAACAAAAAACUCAUAGUCAUCACAACUCGACACGAAUCGAAAGGGGUAUUCAAGCUUAUGCGAGUCUGACGAAAUUCGCGCAAAUGGUGCAAACGUUCUAGCAAUUCUCUACGAAAUAUCACUCACUCUCUUGGCAAGCAACCAAAAAAAAAAAAAACAAAAAAAAAUAAUAAAUCGAAGAAAAACAUUAACUAAAUGAGCGGCACAUUGACAUUGCCAAACGCUGAUGGCGUUGUAAACGCUACUGCUACUGUCGAGCCACAGAGCAUGGACAUUGUUGAGCUUCCGAAAAAUAACGGUUUCUGGCAAUGCCUUUUUAACUGGACAUCCUCAUCACCAACAAUGCUGCGCGCCGUCGAAAAAAAGAUACUUUCGUAUCUGAAGCUGCCGUAUCGCGGCUACUUCGUGGACAUCGGUCCGGCCGUGGGCGAUACCGAUAAAAUCUGGACGGUGAGCAUGAACACAGACUCUAAGGAGGUGCCACUGGUGUUGCUGCACGGCCUUGGCGCCGGCGUGGCACUGUGGGUGAUGAAUCUGGAUAGCUUUGCCAAAGAUCGUCCCGUCCAUGCCAUGGAUGUGCUCGGCUUUGGUCGCAGCUCGCGGCCUGCCUUUGGCAAGGAUGCGCUGGUGUGCGAGAAACAGUUUGUCAAAUCUGUGGAAGAAUGGCGACGCGAGAUGAACAUCAACGAUAUGAUACUGUUGGGCCAUUCCAUGGGCGGUUUCAUUGCCUCCAGCUAUGCGCUCAGCUAUCCAGAACGUGUGCGCCAUCUGAUACUCGCCGAUCCCUGGGGUUUCCCCGAGAAGCCACCCGACUCACAGACCACCAAACAGAUUCCCCUGUGGCUGCGUGCCAUUGCACGCGUUCUAACACCGCUGAAUCCGCUGUGGGCAUUGCGUGCAGCUGGUCCAUUUGGUCAGUGGGUGGUGCAAAAGACACGGCCGGACAUAAUGCGUAAAUUCCAGAGCACCAUUGAGGAGGAUAUCAAUCUGCUGCCACAGUAUAUUCAUCAGUGCAAUGCCCAGCAGCCGUCGGGUGAAUCCGCGUUCCACAGCAUGAUGCAAUCGUUUGGCUGGGCCAAGCAUCCGAUGAUACAUCGCAUCAAGGAUGUGCGCAGCGAUAUACCUAUCACAUUCAUCUAUGGAUCACGCAGUUGGAUUGAUUCGUCGUCCGGCGAGAAGAUCAAAUCGCAACGUGACACAAAUAUGGUCGAUAUCAAAAUUGUAACCGGUGCCGGGCAUCAUGUGUAUGCCGAUAAGCCGGACGUAUUCAAUCGCUACGUGAACGAGACCUGUGAUAUCUACAAACUCAGUGGCGGCCAUCUGCCAUCGCCCAAGCCAGCGAGAUCAUCAUCACCAUCGGUGCACAUUAUAAGGGAAGCCACCGAAUCGGAUGAUGAGCACGAGUUGCCCAAUUUGAAUACAGCGGAAUCGGUGGAGAUUAAAGCCGAAGCACCCGAAAGUGCGACGACCACGACAACAGUGCAUCGCACCGAAGAGGAGACGCCAGUGACUCCAACGGUUCAGCUGGCGGAUGGCAAACGAAAAUGAUUUGCAAAGUCCCCAAUUUUAAACGGCCCUCUAAAUUAUCUAUAUAUUUAUAGCACCAUAUUUAGAGCACACUGCUAACUAAUAUUGUUUUUGCCUAGUAUUAAAUGUUGUCUUUAUCUAUAAUUAUGUCUAGUUGAUAUUCUUUGCACUUGUUAGCACUCAAUUAAGAAUGUUCUGUGUUCUGCUGCGUGAUUCACAGUCAACCAAAGGGGUCCAAAGUGCGUCUUGAUAAAUUCAAUUGUGCAACGUCAUAUGUUGGAUGGAGAAUGACGCCUAAAAGAUCGCUAUCUAUGUGUGUACAUUUUCACCCUGAUCGAAUUGGAUCAUCAUCAGAGAGGCGAGUGCUGACGUCUAUCGACCACACGCGGAAGUUAUUGACCUUACCCAGUGGCCUAUUAUAUAUUUUGCUCCUAAUUUUUAGCUUAGCUAAUCACAAUUAAUCAUAAAUAGCAAAAAUACGAAACGAGCAAAGAAUUGUUCGGUUGUUCAUGGCAACGCUGUCAGUAUCAAUUAUACAAAUACAUAUAGUAUUCCUAAUCUAAUCCCUUAUGUGUACUAAACAUUGAUUUGCAACUUUUUAGUAAAAUCUGUUAGAAAAAGCUUUGAAUGCUCGCAUUCAAUUCUUUGUAGUCUGGUGUAUAAAAUAAUAAUAUAUUUUUAAAAGCUGCCUUUUUGCUAUCAACAAAGCUUAUUUUACCAUAUACAGUGCAAACUCGAGAAUGUAAAAUAACACAAAACUGGAAUGUUGGUGUCUUGAACUAAUUUAUAUAUUUAAGAAGAAUUGUAUCAGUGUUGAAACUAUGGUUAUUUUUAUAUAAAUAUAAUUUGUUUAAAGUGCAUUUUAUAUGCUUGCUUAUACAUUAU